GCAACUUAAGCUCUGGCAAGACAAACUACACAGCUAUGAUUUCAAUUGGAGGCCUCACAGGAUUUUGGAUAAUUGCACUGGUGACUAUUCAUGGUGCAGAUGUGGGAGAGACCAAGAGAAACUCUCUCAAUGAGCCUGACGUGCCUUUCCCACCUGCCUGUCCCACUACUCAGAACCUCGCUGCCAUCUGCUAUCAAGGUCAAGGCCGUCCCAGAUACUCAUCCAGCUUUUUCCCGAACUCCGGGGUCAGCCACUUCCGCCGCCGUGGAAGCGCCAUCAACCGCCUGGAGUCGUGGUACAGUUUGUGCUGCAGCGGACAGAUAGCACAGCAAAGCGACCAGAUCCUCUGCUGUGCCAAACAAGCUUGGAAACAAACCCUGUCCCAGUUCUGUAUGGAAGAGUUUUCCACUAUGACCAAAGCAUAUAUGUGCUGUGCGGACAGAGGAGACGCUCGGUGGGCCUGCUUUGACAGCGAGCUGCCAAACCCGAACUAUGACUCAAAACCAGGCUACACAGCACCCCCCGUCCCGGAGGAGCCAGGAUUCACCUUCAAUGCAUUUGCUUGCUAAAGAUCUUUGUCACAGAGGAGGACAGGGCAUGCUGUGUUAAUGCUGAGUAAGGAUGAUUACAGCUGAGGUCAGUUGUUAUUUUGACCAGUCAGUAUUUUAACCAGCUUUGUCACAACAACAGGAAACAUGUUUGUUACACCUUUUUACAUGUUUUGCACUAUUCUGCAAAUGUUCACUUAC
Messenger RNA from Anoplopoma fimbria (sablefish), 749 nucleotides. Its product is annotated as extracellular matrix protein 1-like. The transcript has 4 exons. Gene Ontology annotation, cellular component: extracellular region. Lineage: Eukaryota; Metazoa; Chordata; Actinopteri; Perciformes; Anoplopomatidae. The record is from RefSeq and is a predicted model, not a curated record. Gene Ontology annotation, biological process: signal transduction; regulation of bone mineralization. Bases 36 to 569 code for a protein of 177 amino acids.